Messenger RNA from Thamnophis sirtalis, 547 nucleotides. The record is from RefSeq and is a predicted model, not a curated record. Lineage: Eukaryota; Metazoa; Chordata; Lepidosauria; Squamata; Natricidae.
UUGCUUUCAGUGCGGCUUCCUCCCCCGUCCAUCCCCCCCUCUUCACCCUGCUCCGGCUCGGACCAUGAUGGACCUGAAGGUGGACGAGGAGGAGGUGGAGAACGGGCACCCGGUCAGCAUCGAGACAUUCGCCAGCAGCUCCACGCUGCAUGGCCUGUCCCACAUCUUCUCCUACGAGCGCCUGUCAGUCAAGCGCAUCUUCUGGACCCUGUGUUUCCUGGGCUCCUUGGCUGUGCUGGUCUUCGUCUGCAAUGAGAGGAUCCAGUACUACUUUCGCUACCCUCACGUCACCAAGCUGGACGAGGUGGCUGCCAGCCACAUGACCUUCCCAGCCAUCACCUUCUGCAACCUCAACGAGUUUCGCUUCAGCCGGGUGACCAAGAAUGAUCUGUACCACGCUGGGGAGCUCCUCGCCCUGCUUAAUAGCAGGCUCUGUGCUCUUGAUCCCGAUUUUGUCUCCAGCCCCCUUGUUUCUUUAAAGCGUUUGAUUUCACUGGGCCAAGACCAAGCCUAUUGGUAUGGUCACAUUAAUGACAGCUCUGGCUGA